AUUAUUCUUGAUGACUAUGGUGUAUUGAAUGCUAAUUAUUGUAAUUGCGUGAUCCUUUUGUGAAAAUGUGUCUUUGAUGAUAAGUGUCCUCUGGGGGUAGGAAAUUAUUAGGAUGAUGAAAAUGAGGUCUCGAUGACAUACUGUACCAUACUUGUUGGUAAAUUUUAUGUAACCUGAUUAUAUACACAUUUGUGUGUAUAGGUACAUUCUUUUUCUUAUUAUGAUUAUGAGACUUGCAUGACAAUAUUGUGUAGACGUAUUUUAGCAAGUAACUGUUGCUUGGAGCGAGAAGAUUUUGAGAUUGGUUAUGUUAUUGGGUAUGAAGAUUUAGUAUUGUCAGUUGUUUAUGAUAUGACACAGAUGGCCAAUACAAGCCUUGAAAUGAUUGCAGAAACUUAUUUCUUGCUGCAACAGAAUCUACCAAACUAUUGCAUUUUUCAGCUAAUGGUAUUCAACAAGCAUAUAAUAGGAUUGUAUUUUGGUAUGCUUCAUUUGAACGAUAUAUUUUUUAUUCAGGGUAUUAGGGUUUUGAGUGUGAGAAACAAGUUAGCAUUUUUCUUGUUGAAGAUUUUUCAGUGGUUAUUGCACUAAAAAAAAAAUACUCUGUGUCCCUAAUUUGGAUCGAAUGUAACCUUGGUGAAACUUUUAUCCAUUCUUGUGAAUCUUUAUUCAAACGUUCAUCCUUUGAUUAAUGAAUUACAGUACAUUCUUUUUUAAUACCGUUUUUGUUGUUGUCGAAUACUGAUGUGCUAGAAAUAGCACCAAGUUCUAAUUCCUCUUCUUAAAACAAGUCUUCUUUAAACAAACCUGAAGCCUCCUAAUUAAAGUAUUACGGAACAGACAAAUUCAAUAGAGCUGGAAACAACAACUUGUGAAAUGAACUGUCCUCUGAGAACUUUGCGAUAAUCACCCUAAUUCUGAUGUCUGACAAAAAAAGUCUGGGCUUAAUCUUUUUAAAACUAAUUUCUAACAGAAGUGCAUUGUUUAAGGCAAGUGGGUAAUUCUUUUUAAAAACUCUCCUGAUGAUGCUAGUUGGUACACGCCGUGAUAAUGUUGAGUUUGAAUGCAACAGGUGGCAUCAGGUGUCUACAGGAACUUUGCUCUCGGAGAAGAUUAAUGAUGAUUUCAUUAAUAAUGACUCCAUUUAUUAAAUGAACUGUAUGUACCUGAUUUAAAAUUUUAUUUGGAGGCACAAAGUAAAAAAAGGCAUAUUUUCUAAACAUCAUCAGACAGAAAUAAAAUAUAUUCAAAUAUGUAAACCUACAGUCAAAAAAGAAUUUGAGUUUAUCAAAUGAUGACUUUUGUCAUGUUGAUUGACAAUAGACAUUCUUUCCACAUUGCUUGGAUAUUUGUACGUGUAGUAUUCAAUCCAACCAUUUGCCUGUUUCACAUUGCAGAUACUGUUCAGACUAAAGGAGCGGUGGGGUGGGACUGAAUUGGUUUUAAUUCAAUCUAUGAAAGAGCUAGAGACGAAGAAAAGGGAAGCAGAGAGUCGCGCUGACUCGGCAGAACUAAAGCUUCAUGCGAUGGAGCAGCAGCUAGCAGCUAUAAACUGGCAGCCAGAGCUUGCAGAGAACCGAGACACAGUGGUGGAGGAGUUAGAAAGGAAGUGUCAGGCCCAGGCCACCACCAUCCGGUCACUGCAGAGACAGCUGGACGACCAGCAGAAAGAGCACAUUUUACAAAGACAACAAGAUGCUCGGGCUGUGGAGGAAAAAGCUGGCAGGAUCAAGGACUGGGUGACCUCUAAGAUACAACAGAUGGACAGUCAGAACAAAGAACUGGUGCAUGAGAAUGAACUUCUACAGGAACAAGUUGAUAUUCUCAGAGAGAGGCUGCAGGCACUUCCUGCUCUGGCAUCCAAGGAAAUCUUCCGACUAAGCCAACAGGAAAUGUAUGCUGGCCAUACCUCAGAGGCAGAAUCUUCUUGUGUAUCACCAGAGUCUCAGCCUCCUUCUGAAUUUGCCAGCAUUUCUCAUCUCCUUGGCUCGCGACCUGUGUCAGAGUCAAGUUCAAGGCCAUAUUCCCGUCCAGUGUCAGAGGUCAGUCCUAUCCGGAGACAUUCAGAUUCCUCAUGGACCGAGUCAGUCAAAAAAGUCCUCAGAGCCCAAAGUCUGUCAUUGCCUCCCACAACAGCUGAGCAGGAUCAGGAAGCAGCAGACUAUGCCGAGUCAGACUCAAUGUCAAUGUCCAGUUCAAGGUCAGCGUCCAUGGCAUCAGAUGAACCUCCGGAGAUUCCAAAGAGACCCUCAAAGUCCUUAGUGGAAACUCUGAAGAUGGAAGACAUAUCUGAUGAUGACAAUAACAAUGAUACAUUUAGCAUUACUCCACCCUCUGACGACGGUGUACAAGAAAUCACGGCCAAUGUCUCGGACAGUGAUGACAGUAUGGUGGAUAUUGAAAACGUACCCAUAUACCAGGAAGUGGACCAGAAUCAUGAGAGUACAUAUGAACCGAAGAAAACUGCCCCACCCCAAAUCAAAAUAGAGAGAAAGGUGUUCCAUGAUUCUCGUUUGAUGGAUUCUCUAAUUAGUUCCAGUAAUGGUAGUGAGGAACUAAUAAGUCAUGCUAAACUAAAAAUCUCAGAAGAUAUCAUAUCAUUAGAAGUAGAUAAAAACGGGGUGGAAAUUGAAGAAGAAAUAAUAUCAGUAACCGUAGAACCGGAGUAUGCAGAGGUCUGUAAAAGUAGUAGGACAACAAAGAUCUCCCCAGGAUUACCUCAAGUUAAAAAAAGCCCUCAGCACAGCGCCUACAAAAGUAGUCCGAAUGCUGUUAGUGCCAUAGCCACCCUACCUCGAGUACGAUCCAAGGACCGCAGCAAGCCCGAGAUCUUGUACAGCAGUGGACACAUGUCAAAUCUUUCUCAGGAACACCAACCUCUUCCAGUGUUAAGGCCAUCCAUAAUAAGCCCAACCAGAAAUGGAGCCAUGAAAACUACAAGAGCAGAAAAUUGGGACAGAAGAGCACACACAGUGCCAAGAAAAUUAAAAUCUUCAGAUGGUACAGAUGCAGCAGAAUUCUCUGAAGUUGCCAAGCUUUACAAGGAGCUAGAUGUCCCAGUGUAUGCAACGUUAAAAGGAAAGGCAGCACAAAUCCGUAGUACCCCAUUUACUGACGAUGAUUCUGAGUCAUCAGACAACGAGGAUGGAGGUAUUACUGACCAAUCAGAUCUCAGGAACUCAGAAUCCCAGCCUUCCACACUGAAACUAUCCGACUCCAAGAAACUACAGCAAAGCAGCUCAGGGGCCAUCAAGAGAGGUGUGUCCUGUCCCUCAGUAUCCUCAGAGGUUUCCUGUGAUUAUGCUGACCCUCCAGAUGAAACAUCAGACAAAAGUGAUCUGGAGAGUUUGGAACCAGAGAAGAAGUUGCUCCGUUAUGCCACAGAUAACCAUAAACUGGACACUUUAGAAAAGUUUGGCUACCUAUCAAAACUAGGUGGAAAAGUCAAGAUGUGGAAGAGAAGGUGGUUUGUUCUUAGAAAUGGUGAACUAUUCUACUACAAAUCACAGCAUGAUGUAUUACGCAAACCUCAGGGAACAAUUUCUUUGGAUGACCAGACUAGGAUAGACAAUACAAAAGGAGAAACUACUUUCCAGGUCAGCAAUUCCAAGAAGACAUACUACUUCAAUGCAGAUUCUUUAGCUGACACAGAAAAAUGGAUAAAAAUGUUACAAAAAGUCCUGAAGCGACAUGCAACUGGGUUUAUCCUGGACCAGCUUGACACUAAAGCAGUGUUCAGAGGGUGGCUGAUCAAGGUGAGGCAUGGUAUAACAAGACGGUGCUGGUGUGUUCUCCUGGGGAGAUAUUUCCUGUAUUAUAGAAACAAAACGGACAAGACCCCUUUCGGUCAGAUCCACUUGCGGGAUGCAAGGAUAGAGGACGUAGACAGUAGCGACGAUUCUGACGACGAGGCGGACGGCGAGGUCCUCGGUCAGUUCACCAUUGCCAUCUGGCCACCAUUCCAUGGACCCACCUACCUCAGGCUGCCCAGCAAACACGAAAAGGAUUCCUGGCUCUAUCAUCUGACUGUGGCUGCAGGUGGAGGGACAGGCAAUGUUGGGACAGAGUAUGAACAGCUCAUUGCAAAGGUCAUGGAGGCCAAUGGUGAUCCCAACUCUUUAUACUGGAAGCAUCCCAUGAUGCUCCACACCAAAGAACCUCUAACGAAACCUCUCACAACACUUCCCUCGGAAGAUCUGCAAGAAAGAGCUCUGGAUCUAUCAAGGGACAUCAAUGACUUUAUGUACACCCAGAUUGAUUCCUCUCGACUGGAGAUCCACGUGGAGCUGGCUCAGGCCUUGUUUCACACCUGUCUACAGUUCCCAGAACUACAGAAUGAGUUUUAUUGUCAGAUGAUCAAACAACUGUCUCCUCAUCCUGUCACCCACAAAACAGCGGUACAAAACCUGCUGCUGUGUGGUAAACAUUCCUGGUACCUGUGCCACACCACUCCUACCUCCCCCACAAACUCGGUGUCGGACCUGACUGAGGGCAAGCUGAACCCCAUCACCACCGUGUUCCUCCAGGGCUGGCAGCUCCUGUCCCUCGCCUCCUCACUGUUCCUCCCCAAGCAGUCCAUCAUGUGGCACCUCAAGGUUCACCUCCAGAGAAAUGCAGACCCAAGGCAUGACAUGGGGAAGUAUGCCAUUUUCUGCCAAAGAGCAUUAGAGAGAACAAUCCUGAAAGGAAAUCGAGAUGCCAGACCGUCUCGUAUGGAAAUAAUGUCCAUCUUGUUACGCCAUCCCUAUCACCACUCCCAGCCAAUCAGCAUCCCUGUCCACCUCAUGAACAACACCUAUCAGGUGAUAAGUUUUGAUGGGUCUACCACUGUGGAGGAGUUCACACAGUGCAUCAAUAAAACCAUCAACAUUCGUGAUUCCAAGUACUCAGGAUUUUCUCUCUUUUCUGAUCACCCAGUCAACACAGAUGUAGAGCAGUGCCUACAGUUACAUGUCAAGAUUUGUGAUGUUAUUUCGAGAUGGGAAAAAUCUUAUCAAGAUUUUCACUCAGGGAAACUAGAUAGCAACAAGACAAUACGCUUUCUGUACAAAAACAGGUUGUACUUCAAAAGCUUAAGUGCAUCAGAGACAGAGAAGGAAAAAUUACUCUUAGCAUAUCAAAUCAAUGAGGAAAUUAUUUAUGGAAGAUUUCCACUGAACAAGGACUUGGCUCUUGAACUAGCAUCUCUCCUAGCUCAGGUAGAGUUUGGGGACCUCCGUGCCCCCAGCGAGUCCAGUCAGGCCAGCAGCAGCAGCUCCUCUCCAUUCCACAGUAACAUCACCAACCAGCUCUCCUCAGUCAUAGAUAAGUUCUAUCCCAGGAAAUACACAGAUGCUGAGGAGACUGAGCAGAGAGCUGUGGUGAUGAAACUGUUGGAGAGGUGGACCUCCCUCCGAGGUCGUACUAUACAGGACUGUGUCCGCGUGUACCUAGCUGUGGUCAGGAAGUGGCCAUUCUGUGGAGCCAAGCUAUACAUGGCAAAGAGUCGGGGUUCCAUCAGUCCGGAGGAUGUGUGGAUCGCCGUACAGGAGGACGGAAUCUCUGUACUGGAGCAUGCAACCAUGCAACCCCUGAACACCUACGACUACCGCUCGGUGAUCACAUUCGGCGGAUGGAAGGAGGACUUUAUGCUGGUGGUCAGCCAGCUGUUUGAGUCGGCUCCACAUCACUACGAACACAGAACAGAGAAACUUCUGUUUGUCAUGUCAAAGUUCAAGAUCUUGGAUUUGACAUUAUUGAUUGCAAGCUACAUCAAUGCCCGUGUUCAGAGACCUUCACAAGAUACCAGUCCAGACAUCUGAGGUCAAAGUUCAAGGUCAUUAAGACCUAUCGUAUAACUUAAGUACUUCAAUAACUUUCUGUCAUAGAUUUUUUAAAUUGAUACAUUGUUCACUUAUUCACAGUGCAAUGAAAUGUGUUCAUGUAGUUUUGAAGUUAACUAUCCAAGCUAAUACUGUUAUCAAAUACUCAGGUAUAUUUACAACCAAAUGUUCAUUUUUUUUUUACUUUAUUGUUGCAAUACUUUGUGAACUUAUGAAAAUGGAGUGCAUUUUAGUUUGUUAAUAGAUUUUUUUUUUCUUUGAAAGAAGAAACCUUUCCUUCAUUACAAGUGUUACAGUAAAUGUUAUAUUUUAUAUUGGACAUAAACAAUACUCUUGUCUAACCUACCAGUUCAUUUGAAGUUAAGUAUCCAGAGCUGUCAUUCUGUAUUGAAUUCAUGUUGUACAUUCCAGCAAAACACUGUUCCUUUAAAGAUUCUUGAUUUUAAAAUCAGAUAAACUUCUUGUAUUUUAGAUGUAGAACAUUUAAAAACAUUGUGCACCAUAUAAAUCAUUAAUGAACAAUAUGAUGCUAAUUAGAAUAGAAAAUUUAUACAUUGAAUAGAUUA
Magallana angulata is the source of this 6388-nucleotide messenger RNA. Its product is annotated as pleckstrin homology domain-containing family H member 1-like. The record is from RefSeq and is a predicted model, not a curated record. The coding region runs from base 1455 to 5801 and encodes 1448 amino acids. Gene Ontology annotation, cellular component: cytoskeleton. The transcript is spliced from 29 exons. NCBI's taxonomy places the organism in Eukaryota, Metazoa, Mollusca, Bivalvia, Ostreida, Ostreidae.